AUGUCCCCCACCUACAGGCAGCAGCCCACCCUCAACAACGUCCGCAUUCGCACGGCUCAGGAUGCUCUACAGGUCUUUUACGGCGUCGCCAGAAACACCCUCACCCUCUUAUCCCGUCGACUCGAUACCGACGAGCGCAGGCAAAUUCGCCCCGGAAACGUCUAUGUCUGGGAGGACCGCAGCGCCACUACCUCCGAAACCGCAGGCCUCAACAUGGAGCGGUGGACCGACGGCAUGUCGUGGGGGCCUAGCAGAGGCAGAGACGAAUUCCUGCUCUAUUUUCAGAAAGACCCACAAGUAAAUGAGAGAACCUCCCUCGCCGCGCCCGCUAUAACGCAGCAUAUUCCCGAGUCCGACAAAUUCAUCAAGCAGACGUGCAGCGUCUUUGUAUCCCUACCAGAAGACCGCGCGCAGGGCAUCACGCGCAAGUGGCAUCUCACCGCUUACUUCAAUCGGCGAACCGCUGACAUACUGGGAGAUAUUGGCAGCAUCCCUGGUAUAGGCGAUGUCUCCAUUCCAGACGGCUACUUUUGGAGUGCGCGGACUUCGAAGGAUAAAAAACAUGACCCUAGGCCGAAUGGACAGUUGAUUGCUUCCGAACAGAGCUUUACUGCCUCCUCCAGUGCAGGCGCCCUGUACACCAUCUUUUCAUCAUCCAGCUCUGAACCUUCCCCUUCUCGAACAUUUGAAGCUGCGCCCCCGACUGAAUAUACGUAUGUGGCGUCGCAACCGCCUCCUCCUCAUGAUCACUCCUAUCCAGUUGCUACCACGUCACGUACGCAACGCACAUACGCUGCUUUCCGCUCUCAGUCCCAUCUGACCCCUCCACUGACCCCACCGCUCAACUAUAUGCCUCGCAAUCAAUUUCCCCCGCGGUUCCAUCCUUCGGAAGGUACGAGACGAGCGUACGAGGACGCUCCAUCGCUCGUACCCCUCGAGGAUCUUAAAGCUUGUGGGAGGAUGUACCGAGACCCAGAGGACGAGCACGCCCUACGGAAGCUCUCACUUUUACGCGCUUCGCCAUCGUCAGCUGUUGAGAAUGACCCCGCCCGCACCAGGAGUCCCUCGGUCGGUGACACCGGCGAUUACACCUCGGAAUCGCAACAGCAGCCUUCACGUGGAGCAGCCUGGCUCUGA
Molecule: messenger RNA, 1137 nt
Organism: Heterobasidion irregulare TC 32-1
Lineage: Eukaryota; Fungi; Basidiomycota; Agaricomycetes; Russulales; Bondarzewiaceae
Exons: 5
Coding region: 1-1137 (378 amino acids)
Molecular function (GO): DNA binding
Source: RefSeq, a predicted model, not a curated record